Nelumbo nucifera (sacred lotus) is the source of this 1416-nucleotide messenger RNA. RefSeq names its product nuclear transcription factor Y subunit A-7. Gene Ontology annotation, cellular component: CCAAT-binding factor complex. The record is from RefSeq and is a predicted model, not a curated record. Gene Ontology annotation, molecular function: DNA binding; DNA-binding transcription factor activity. NCBI's taxonomy places the organism in Eukaryota, Viridiplantae, Streptophyta, Magnoliopsida, Proteales, Nelumbonaceae. Gene Ontology annotation, biological process: regulation of DNA-templated transcription.
UGGAUGCUGUGAUGUACACUGAUAACGAAAUCCAUUUCGAAGUUGCAGCAGAGAAAUAGAGGGAGACGAGAAGCUCUAAGUUAAAUUUGUUUUUUGAGUAAUGCAGGUUGUUUUUCAGGUUUUUUUCAUGCUCUUUAUUUCCUUGGAAGGAUCAGAAGGAUUGUGCAUUAGGCGUUAAUGGAGAUGAGAUUGGAUUUCAGUGGUUAUCAAAACCGUAGCAUAUGAUACAGAGACCUCAAUCAGUUCUUCUAACUAAAGCUUUUCAUAUCAGAUUGACUUGGAUUGUGCUUCUAUAUCUUCUCCCUGUUUCACUUGAGGAAGCGAGUCGUUGGUGAUUCAAUAUCUGAAUAUCAUGACAUCUGUCCAUGAUUUUUCAUCUAAUUCUGUAGUUUGCAAUCAUCAUUUGGCCAUCUGGAAAGGAAAGAGCAGUGGGAGAUCUACAUGAUUAUAGAGAUAUGGUAUUAUGACCUCAGACAUGAUAAUGAUGCACAGGAUGAGCAGCAAAAGAAGCUGGAAUGUCAGACUCAAAAUCAGCCUCCUGCAAAUGGGAUCCUUAAUCCUGCUGUGGCAUCCCCUGCUGCUGGAUAUACGAUGCCUUUGCAUCAUGAAGUUGGCCAUUCUGUGGCACAGGCAGUUUACCCAUAUCCAGAUCCUUACUAUAGAAGUAUCUUUGCUCCGUAUGGUGCACAACCUAUGUGUCAGAUGCACCCUCACUUGAUGGGAAUUCAUCAAGCUGGGGUACCAUUGCCAUUAGACGCUGAAGAGCCUGUUUAUGUCAAUGCAAAACAAUAUCAUGGUAUCUUGCGUCGUCGGCAAUCUCGUGCAAAAGCUGAAUCAGAGAAUAAAUUGAUUAAGUCUCGGAAGCCUUACCUACAUGAAUCUCGACAUUUACAUGCUAUGAGAAGAGCGAGGGGAUGUGGAGGCCGCUUUCUCAAUGCCAAGAGUAGUGAGAAACAACAGAGUAAAGGGGCCUCAGGUGAUGAAGCGCAAUCAGAUGCUAAUCUCGAUUCCAAUAAAAUCCAACAAGCUUCCUCAGAGACGGCAUCUUGAAAACCAUGGAGGCAAUGUUUACACUGCAAUAGACAUAGCAGUAGUGUGUCUGGCAAAACAACUUUUAUAUCAAUAGCCAGAGGGAUUUGAUGCGUCUCGGUAUUGCUGGCUUACAAAAGUGUUGUUCUAGAUUUUCUCCAGGGUAGUCAGAUUUGGGUGUGUAUAGUUCUUUUGGUAAUUUCUUUUUAGAUAACUUGCUACUGGGAGUGAAACAGAUUGGUAUUCCUAGAAAAUCAGUUUAUUGUAUGCUCGGGCAAUGGAUUUUUCUAGUUUAGUGACUUCACACUGUUCUUCCAGUGCAGCAGCUGUAUAGAUAUACAGGUUUAAUGUUAAUACAACGUUGAAUAUUGGUUGGUUCUCUGGUAA